Molecule: messenger RNA, 1649 nt
Organism: Pectinophora gossypiella (pink bollworm)
Lineage: Eukaryota; Metazoa; Arthropoda; Insecta; Lepidoptera; Gelechiidae
Product: myrosinase 1-like
Exons: 9
Coding region: 106-1605 (499 amino acids)
Biological process (GO): carbohydrate metabolic process
Molecular function (GO): beta-glucosidase activity
Source: RefSeq, a predicted model, not a curated record
CAAUUUUCUCAUUAUGAUAAUGCCAAGGGGUAUCAUUCGAGUCAGUGGCAGACAGACUGUGACUCGCAGAUACCGUAUUAUUGGUGGCUUUUUAAUGUGGGGAAAAUGUGUUGGAAAAUACUUUUAUUAUUCGCUUUAGUGACUUUGAGGUGUGAAGGUAGAAGUUCGGGACAACUAUGUUUCCCCAAAGACUUCACCUGGGGGGUCGCCACCGCUUCCUAUCAGAUCGAGGGGGCGUGGAACACGUCAGGUAAAGGUGAGAGCAUAUGGGACCGCUACACGCACUCGCAUCCAGAGCAGGUGUUCGACCACUCAAGCGGCGAUGUGGCUGACGACUCAUACCACCAGUUCCGGGCUGACAUCAGCAUGCUGCGGGAGCUAGGCGUGCUGUUCUACCGCUUCUCUAUCUCCUGGCCCAGGAUCCUGCCCGAAGGGUUCAGCAAUGACGUGAACGAAGACGGUCUGAGGUACUACUCGGAGCUGAUCAACGAGCUCCACGCCAACAGCAUCCAGCCACUGGUCACCAUGUACCACUGGGACCUGCCGCAGACUCUACAGGACCUCGGCGGGUGGACCAACCCCAUUGUGGCUGAUUAUUUCGUUGAUUACGCCAGGGUCCUGUUCACGAACUUCGGUCCCAAGGUAAAGGCAUGGAUCACAUUUAACGAGCCCUUAUCGUUCUGCCGCUCUGGGUAUGGCGGCAACGACGCCCCUGGAGGCCACUCCAGUGGACUCGAGGCCUACAUGUGUGCCCACAACGUGCUGCGUGCACACGGCAUGACCUAUCGCAUGUUUGAGGCCGAGUUCAAGAACAAGACUGGAGGUAACGUCGGUAUCACGUUAGAUAUGGCUUGGUUGGAGCCGGCGACCACGUCUGAAGACGACCAGAAAUCUGCUGAAGUCGCCAGGCAAUUCAUGUUCGGUUGGUACGCGCACCCAAUCUACUCUAAGACCGGAGACUACCCACCUAUCAUGAGACGCAGAAUCGACGAGAUAUCCAGACGUCAACAUUUCCCCCGAUCUCGUCUCCCAACUUUCACUGAAGAAGAAGUCAAAAUGAUCCGAGGGUCUUCAGAUUUCCUCGGUUUGAACCACUAUACGACGUACCUGGUCGCCAAAGGCAAAGGCAAGGUGGCAGUUCAGCCAUCUUUCGACAACGAUAUGGGAGUGAUCAUCAGCCAGAAACCGGAAUGGCCGAAAAGUAAUUCGACGUGGUUGAGGGUAGUACCAUGGGGCUUCAGGAAAAUCCUGAACUGGGUGAAGAAGACGUACGACAAUCCUCUGGUGGUGAUCACUGAGAACGGGAUAUCCUCAGAGCCUGGUCUGCAGGACAGCAAGCGAGUGAACUACAUAGACGCGUACCUGCGCUCGUUACACGCGGCUGUCACGCAAGACGGCUGUAACAUCAUAGGGUACACUCACUGGAGCUUGAUGGACAACUUCGAGUGGAUGAGGGGAUACUCUGAACGGUUCGGCUUAUACGAAGUGGAUUACACCUCUCCCCAGCGCACGCGCACGCCACGCGUAUCGGCCGCAUACUACGCCAAGAUAGUCAAGACUGGCUGCAUACCGUCGCAGAAAUAUAGCCUAGUAUUUAAGUACUGAUUUAUUAAUAACUAGUAUUAUACUUCAUAUAUUUUGAAAAAAUA